AUGGCCGAUACGACGCUGCCGAAGGCCAUGGCCGAGAUGGCCGUCUCCAAGACGAAGGAGUUGAAGGGCACGGAAAAGAGGGACAGCCUGGUCGAGAUCGAGAAGAAGUAUCAGAAGAAGUGGGAGCAGGAGGGCGUUUUCCACGCUGACGCGCCGUCCCUCGAAGAGUAUCCUCUCGGCUCCAUCAGUCCCGACGAGCUGCGCGAGAAGUUCCCCAAGUUUUUCGGCACCGUCGCCUACCCUUACAUGAACGGCCGUCUCCAUGCCGGGCAUGCCUUCAGCUUCAGCAAGAUCGAGUUCCACACUGGCUUCGAGAGAAUGCGGGGCAAGCGCUGCCUUUUCCCGCUGGGCUAUCACUGCACGGGCCUGCCCAUCAAGGCUUCUGCCGACAAGCUGGUGGAUGAGGUCAAGAAGUUCGGCCAAAACUUCGAGCGCUACAAAGAAGAGGAGGAGGACGACGAACCUGCACCAGCUGCGCAGAAGGGGCCGAAGGAGGACCUGAGCAAGUUCAACGCCAAGAAAGGCAAGGCUGCGGCGAAGAAGGGCAAGGCGAAAUACCAGUGGCAGAUUCUGAACUCUAUUGGUAUUCCGCUGGAGGAAAUCCAUCACUUUGCAGACGCGCAACACUGGCUGCAAUAUUUCCCUCCGGAGUGCAAGAAGGACCUGACCAACUUCGGUGCGCGGAUAGACUGGCGCCGCCAGUUUGUGACGACCGAUGCGAACCCCUACUACGAUGCCUUCGUGCGGUGGCAGAUCAUCCGGCUCAGGGAGUUGGACAAGAUCAAGUUCGGCAAGCGCUACACCAUCUACUCUAUCAAAGAUAACCAACCAUGCAUGGACCACGACCGGGGCGAAGGAGAGGGCGUGCUCCCUCAGGAAUACACUGCUCUGAAGCUCAAAGUCCUGGAAUGGGCUCCUGAGGCCACCGAGGCCAUCAAGGGCAAGGUCCCCGAGGACGCUACAGUCUACCUCUGCCCUGCGACCCUCAGGCCCGAGACGAUGUACGGGCAGGUGUGCUGCUUUGUCGGUCCCAACUUGACCUAUGGCGUAUUCAAGGCGUCUGAGAAGGAGUAUUUCGUUAUUACCAAGAGGGCUGCCCGGAAUAUGGCCUACCAGGGGAUCCUCAAGCAGGAGGAUGUCCUAAACGAGGAUAAGACUGACAAGGCUGUCCCCCAGAUCCUGGGCUGGCAGCUCAUCGGUACGCUCGUUAACGCGCCUCUUAGCUUCCAUAAGCAGGUCCGCGUUCUGCCCAUGGAGACAAUUCUAGCUACCAAGGGCACUGGCGUUGUGACAUCCGUUCCCUCAGACUCUCCAGACGAUUACAUUAUGAUGGACGACCUCGGCAGGAAGACCGGUUACUACAACAAGUUGCUGAAUGACCUCGCCGCCGAUUUCUACAAAAGGAUGGGGAGCGAUGGGGAGCCUAGGGACCGUAUCAAGGAAGAGUGGGCCAAAUUGGAGAUCUUCCCCAUUAUCCAGACGCCCACAUCGGACCGGCUGGCUCCCCACCUGGUCAAGAAGCUGAAGAUCCAAUCGCCCAAGGAUACCCAGAAGCUACAGGAGGCGAAGGAGCUUGCCUACAAGGAAGGGUUCUACCAGGGUGUCAUGUUGGUUGGGGACCUCAAAGGUGAAAAGGUCGAGGUUGCGAAGCCCAAGGUCAGGGAGCAGCUCAUCAAGAGUGGCGAGGCGUUUGCCUACGCCGAGCCUGAAAACAAGGUGGUGUCGAGGUCUGGUGAUGAAUGCAUUGUCGCUCUUCUUGAUCAAUGGUACUUGGAUUACGGCGAGGACAAUUGGCGCCACAUCGCCUAUGACUACGUCGAGAACAAGGAUGGCAAGGGCCUCGAGACCUACUCUCCUGACACCCAACACCAGUUCAAGGGUGUUCUCAACUGGCUCAGACAAUGGGCCUGCGCACGAACAUACGGCCUAGGCUCCAAGCUUCCUUGGGAUCACAGCUCCCUUGUGGAGAGUCUGAGCGAUUCGACCAUCUACAUGGCGUAUUAUACCAUCGUUCCGUGGCUGCACACGGAUCUCUUUGGUCGCCAGAAGGGCAAGGGCGAUGUUGCUCCUGAACAGAUGAUCGACGAAGUCUGGGACUAUAUCUUCUGCCGGACACAGUGGUCGGACGAGCUCGUCUCCAAGUCCGGGAUCCCCAAGGAGACCCUGCAGGGAAUGAGAAGGGACUUCGAGUAUUUCUACCCGCUUGAUAUCCGAGUCAGCGGCAAGGAUCUGAUUCCGAACCACCUUACCUUCUGGUUGUACAAUCAUAUCGCUCUCUUCCCACGCGAAUACUGGCCUCGCUCCGUCCGUGCCAACGGCCAUCUUCAGCUGAACGGCGAGAAGAUGAGUAAAUCCACCGGCAACUUCAUGACCCUAGACGAUAUUGUGAGGAAAUACGGUGCCGAUGCCGCUCGUGUGGCCCUCGCCGAUGCCGGUGAUGGAAUCGCGGAUUCCAACUUCGUCGAAGAUGUGGCGGAUAACACCAUUCUGCGGUUCUACACGAAUAAGGAGUGGAUUGAGGAGAUCGUCAAGGACGACAAGCUUAGAACCGGCCCUCUCAACGACUUCCAGGACGCUCUAUUCGACAACGAGAUGAACGCCCUGGUGCACGAAGCCAGGAAGCAAUACGAGGAGACGUCAUACAAGCUCGCCCUCAAGGCGGCUCACUACGAUUUCUUGAACGCCCGGGAUACGUACAGAGAAGCAUGCAGUGCUGCCGGAAUCCCGCUCCACAAGGAUCUUGUCUUCAAGUACAUUAGACUUCAGGCACUCGUCCUCACUCCAAUCGCCCCUCACUGGCCCGAGUACAUCUGGCUCGAGGUCCUGGGCGAGAAGAAGUCGAUUCAGUUCGCAACCUGGCCCGAAGUCCCGCCUGCCAACCCAGCCCUCAGCGCGGCCCGCGAAUACGUCAAGCAGACGUCGUCCAAUAUCCACUCUGCCGAGGGUGCGCAGCUCAAGAAGAUGGCCAAGGGCCGGCAGAGCGACUUUGACCCGAAGAAGCCCAAGAAGCUGACUAUCUUCAUGACCGAGUCCUUCCCUUCAUGGCAAGCAAAGUACAUUGAGCUGCUUAAGGAAGUCUGGGAUCCGGCUACCAACAGCCAGAAGAUCGAUGACAAGGAGCUCAAUGGAAGGAUCGGCAAGAUGGGCGAGAUGAAGAAGGCGAUGCCGUUUGUCCAGGCCCUCAAGAAGCGGCUGAGGGACGGUGAACCCGCUGAGGUGGUGCUCGAGCGGAAAUUGGCAUUUGACGAGAAGAAGACGCUUUUGGCAAUGGUCCCCGGCCUGAAGCGCACCGCCGGCCUGGAGAGCGUUCAGAUCCUCGCCGUUUUGGAGGGCAGCAAGACAGGCAAAGAUCUGACGGGUAACGGCGAGGAGGUUGACGUCAAGACACCCGUUGCCGAGUCUGCGCUACCCGGGCAGCCGAGCUUCUUCUUCGAGAACGUUUAG
Molecule: messenger RNA, 3444 nt
Organism: Chaetomium strumarium
Lineage: Eukaryota; Fungi; Ascomycota; Sordariomycetes; Sordariales; Chaetomiaceae
Exons: 5
Coding region: 1-3444 (1147 amino acids)
Biological process (GO): leucyl-tRNA aminoacylation
Molecular function (GO): ATP binding; leucine-tRNA ligase activity; aminoacyl-tRNA deacylase activity
Source: RefSeq, a predicted model, not a curated record